GAUACCAUUUGUGUCUUCUAACUAUAUAAAUGUCAAUAGCGAAUCUUUCCUAACCUCUUAUGCGUGUUUACAAUUUAAUAAACAAUCGUAAAGUUGUAAAUUGUAAAUUACAAACAAAUAUGAUAUCUUUAUUUAAUAAAUUCUUCAAAUUGUACAUGUAAAACCAUCCCUCACACUACUGUGGCAUCUAUUAGUAGCUGCAAAGUGUAUAUCAAAAACAUGUCAACUGAAGAAGGAAAUCGCACUGGAACUUUGCAAUCUUUAGAGGAAAGUAGCCAAUCUGUUAGCAGUACAUCCCAACAUGCAGGAAACAGCCGGGAAGCUAACAGUGCCAGACCUCAAGAGCAAAGUAGCCGCCAAAACAAUCUUCAAAGAAUACAACAACGAAAACAGCAAAUGUUAAAUUUACCACAGAUGAAAAAGAUAUUGAAAAUUGCAACUUACAGUGCAUGUAAAGUCGAUGAAUGCAAAUGUAUCGGAUGGAAAAAUCCUCAGUUACUGACCAAAUCUCCUAAAAGUGACUCUCAACAGCCUAUUAUAAAUUUUUUCGAUCCAUGUAAAAGCUGCACCCACAUUUUAGAAAAUCAUGUUUCUCACUUAACCAAUCAAUCGGAGGAGGAAAUCAAUAAAUUAUUGUGCAUGGUCAUAGAUGCAGACAAUAUUUUCUUAGGAUUACAAAAAGAGGAAGAUCCUGAUACAAAGAAAGUUUAUUUUUACUUGUAUAAACUUUUAAGGAAAUGUAUACAGUCGAUGACAAAACCUACAAUAGAAGGUCCUUUAGGACAACCACCUUUUGAAAGACCUAGCAUAGCAAAAGCAGUAAUGAACUUUGUCGCGUAUAAAUACGGGCAUUUGCCGCAAAGAGAUAUGCAAGCUAUGUGUGAUAUGGCAAAGAUGUUCUUGCACUGUUUGAAUCAUUGGAACUUUGAUCCUCUCAGUGCCCGAAGAGGUACAAUUAGCGUCGAAGAUGCCCCCGCGUAUAAAAUUAAUCAUACACGCUGGCUAGUAUUUUGCCACAUACCAGCAUUUUGCGACUCUUUACCUCACUACGAUACAUCGUUAGUUUUUGGACGAACGUUCGUUCAAGCUAUUUUCAAACCAGUUUCUAGACAAUUAUUAGAUAAAUGUCAUAGCGAGCGAGAUAAGUUAGCACCGGAGAAGAGAGUAAUAGUCCUAACUCACUUCCCUAAAUUUCUCUCGAUGUUAGAGGCAGAAAUUUAUUCGGAUAAUUCACCGAUCUGGGAUCCUGAUUUCAAGCAAGUACCUCCUACUUACUUGCAAAGCGCGUUAGAAUCAAAAUCGAAUCAAGGAAGAAGAACAGGCGAAUUUGAAAAAGUUACGAUCACGCCAAAUGAUAAAGAUAGUUACACAACGAUUAAUAUAAGUCCUGGUAUGAAAAAAAUUCACGAAAAGAGAUCACAUUCCGAAGGACGUUCGGAUGUAAAAAGGAGGAAGAACGAAGAAAUCUUCGAAGAUUUACCCGAAGAAACUGUUGCUGAAAUCGUGGCAACUAUUAACGAUCCCAAUUACAUGUGCGGACCUGAUGCGGUAUUUCCUCCAAAUGUUCCGCGAGAUGAAACUGCUAAGAUCGAGGAAAGCCGAAAAAUUAUCGAAUUUCAAGUUGUCGGGAACAGUCUGACACAGCCAGUUUCUAAACAGACGAUGCUUUGGCUGAUAGGAUUGCAUAAUGUGUUCAGUCAUCAGUUACCUAGAAUGCCAAAGGAGUACAUAUCUCAACUAGUUUUCGAUCCUAAACACAAAACAUUGGCCUUAAUCAAAGAUGGUCGACCAAUUGGUGGUAUCUGUUUUCGAAUGUUUCCUACUCAGGGUUUUACAGAAAUAGUGUUUUGCGCUGUCACAAGUCAAGAACAAGUAAAAGGCUAUGGCACACAUUUGAUGAAUAUGCUUAAAGAUUAUCACAUAAAAAACAACAUAUUACAUUUCCUCACAUUCGCCGACGAAUUUGCGAUAGGUUACUUUAAGAAGCAAGGCUUUAGUAAAGAUAUCAAAUUGCCGCGAUCUAUGCAUCAAGGAUAUAUUAAGGAUUACGAAGGUGCAACUUUAAUGCAUUGCGAAUUAAACGCUAAAAUUGUGUAUACCGAAUUUACAGCUGUUAUACGAAAGCAGAAAGAGAUUAUUAAAAAAUUGAUUCAUCAAAGACAACAGGAGAUACAAAAGAUUCAUCCUGGUUUAACGUGUUUUAAAGAAGGGGUUAGGGGAAUUCCUGUUGAAUCUAUUCCUGGCAUUCGAGAAACUGGCUGGAAAAGUUAUGCUCAAACGAGGACAAGGGGGGUGGCUAAGGGUACUCAAGGGCCAGAACCAAUGGAAGCGUGCUUAGACAUUACCGAUUCACUAUACAAUGCUUUGAAAAAUGUUUUGAACAGCGUAAAAAAUCACAGUACAGCCUGGCCAUUCUUGAAACCUGUCGACAAAAAUGACGUUCCGGAUUAUUACGAUCACAUUAAGUAUCCUAUGGAUCUCAAGACUAUGACCGAUCGACUAAAAGCUCGAUAUUAUGUUACAAGAAGAUUAUUUAUCGCAGAUAUGACACGGAUUUUCACAAAUUGUCGUUUAUACAAUAGUCCCGAUACCGAAUAUUAUCGAUGCGCAAACGCUUUAGAAAAAUAUUUCCAAACGAGGAUGAAAGAAAUCGGUCUUUGGGAUAAAUAGAAAUAAUUAUAUCCAGAGCAGACAUGUUGAUUCCAAUUUUUUUCCUUUUCCUUUUUUUUUUUCAUUUGUGCAUUUGUAAGUGUAAAACGUAAAAUUGCGGAACAAUGAAAAUAUAUAUUUAUUUAUUUAACUGUC
This is a messenger RNA of Hylaeus anthracinus, 2805 nucleotides long. It is a transcript of the gene KAT2A, whose product is annotated as histone acetyltransferase KAT2A. The transcript is spliced from 5 exons. Gene Ontology annotation, molecular function: histone H3 acetyltransferase activity; protein binding. The record is from RefSeq and is a predicted model, not a curated record. The coding region runs from base 220 to 2670 and encodes 816 amino acids. Gene Ontology annotation, biological process: positive regulation of transcription by RNA polymerase II; chromatin remodeling. Gene Ontology annotation, cellular component: histone acetyltransferase complex; nucleus. NCBI's taxonomy places the organism in Eukaryota, Metazoa, Arthropoda, Insecta, Hymenoptera, Colletidae.